Molecule: messenger RNA, 2949 nt
Organism: Gamsiella multidivaricata
Lineage: Eukaryota; Fungi; Mortierellomycota; Mortierellomycetes; Mortierellales; Mortierellaceae
Exons: 3
Coding region: 1-2949 (982 amino acids)
Biological process (GO): proteolysis
Molecular function (GO): serine-type peptidase activity
Source: RefSeq, a predicted model, not a curated record
AUGAGGUGGUUCUCAAGAUCGAAGCCGCGUCUAUACAUCCCAGGCGUACUGACGCUCUUCCAACUUGCGUCUGCAAUCAGCGUUACACAGAAUUCCAAUAACGCCGGCGCCAUCGCUUUCGGCCAUGAAGACUACUCAGCAGACGCCAUCAUGGAUGCGCCCCGCCGAUCCAUCUACAGUAGCGAUCAGUACAACACCAUGCUGAAUCCUGUCUGCGGCUUGGACAAAGAACUAGAAUUAGACCGCGACAACGAUUCGAACGCAGAGCUUAGGCUACUUCGGAACCCCAAAUGGGACGCAGAUCUGAAUGCCCCUAUCGAAAGUCUGAAAAAGUGGACGACGGAUCCCAAGAACCCUUCGAGGCAGAGACGGGAUCGAGAGCCCUCGGACGCCAACAAUGUUUGGCAUGAUGUGCAAUCGAUCCAAGAUUCUUGCACGAUUGCGUCCAGGGUCGAGGGUCCGAUCCCGUACAACGUGGUCAAGGCUUGCUUGGAUGCCGAUUUCGGCUUUCCGGAUUAUUUGCGUGAGGAUACAGUGGCGACGAUCAAGAAACUGAUAUCGAGUUUUUAUGUCUUUGAGGACUUGGCAGCGAACCCUCCGAGUGUCGAGGGGUUGAGUUUCUUGUCGGUUGAUUUUGCGAAAGAGAUGGAUCAGUUGCUGGAACAGAGCCGCAAGUCUCUGUCGUCUGCCACCGCAAGCGACAUUGACGGAGAAGAGGGGAACAAGCUGCAAAAGGAGGAUGGGAGCCAGGGAACCGGAGGAAGCGCUAGAUCGCAUCCGAUGACACAUCGCGAGUUCCACGACGGUCUCUCACGGAUUAUGAGCAAGGCACGCGACGCACACCUGUCGUAUGAUGCGGAUUGCUUCCGCGCGUUCCGUUUCCAGCACGGGUUCUUUAUGAACCACGUCGUACGGAAUGACAAGACGGUGCUGAAGGUCCACUCGGUGACGCCGUACUUUCAGGAGUUGAAUGGCAUCGAGGAGGACAUUCUCGACUGUGAGGUUGUGACCAUUGCCGGGAAGGACGCUGCGGAGUACAUACAAGAGUGGGCGGAUGCCCGCGUAUCCAUGUCCAAAGACGCGAAUAUCAGAUUUAACGCAGCACUGGUGACACCCCAGUACCGAUCUGGCACUGUCGACUUUUUUAUUCCUGGCAAAUUCAGCGAGCGGUUCGUACUCCCGGAAGAAGAAUCUCUCGCAUUUACGCUUGAUUGUCCCGGUCGUUCGGCCACAGACCUGCUGGAGGUCGAUGCUCGAUGGGUCGGAUUCUAUAAGCAUGAUGUGACAAGGACUUACGAGGAUAUGCAAUCGUACUAUAAUGCAAACUGCAUCAAGUCCCCAGAGGAAGGCAUUGGUUACUGGUACGAACGGUCAAGACUCGAAAAGAAGCAAAAUCCAGAGCAAAGGCGUAUCGAAAAGCUCAAGUCUAAGCUACAUGACCUGAUAAACCAAUCAGCAGCUUCUACCACGGUCGCAGCAGCGCCUGCUGAGACUCUUGCUCCUCCUGCGCCAACGACGGGGACAGACUAUACACCUCCUACUGAACAUCCGGAGCCGUCGAAGGAUGCACUCAAACAAGUGGAUGAGAUUAUGUCUAUGCUGGACAUGAUCACGUCCGAGCAGCUUCCUGCCGUCAAAUUUUACGACGACUAUGGUGGACGUCUUAGUGAACUGAACAUGAAAGCCAGUGAAGCUUUGUUUAUAGAGCUAUACAGGGGCCAAUAUGGUAUUUCUGCCUUGCUGUUGGCCGACGGCAAGACCGGAGUGAUCACCGUCCGGACUGAGAGCUCGACCAUCAAGGGACAACCUUACUCGCGUGUACAUCCAGCCUGGGCUGGUUCCCUGAUCGAAGCCAUCAACGUCCUCCGACCGCGCGCCGAGAACCUGAUCCUCGAUCUCAGCCAUAAUACGGGCGGAUAUGUCUGUCUAGGCCUGACCAUGGUCCAGCUCUUCUUCCCGGACCGACCUCGCCUUGUGACCAAUAUCCGGCUCUCUCCAUUGGGCACUCAGAUGAUGACCGCAGGCGCAAUGGGCAUAGGCCACUUUAUCAGCGCAUAUGGCGAACCUGUCGUUGCAACGUAUCAAGAUGAGUACUUUUUGCGUUCAACCUCGCAUCCGCACCGCAACCUGACGUUUACGGACUACCUCUCGGAUCGGUGUGCGAUUGCGGACUAUUAUGUGUUGGAUGUCGAUCCUAUAGAGGAAGCCAAGCGAAAACGUGCUCCCGUGUUCCCCGCCAGGGACCAGGAUGGUUCGAACAAGAGGGUGUAUUAUCCAUGGAACCCUGAGAACAUUGUUAUCCUGACGGACGGAUAUUGUGGCUCGAGCUGUGCGUUGAUCUCGAAUGUGAUGCAUACCAAUUUCCAAGUGAAGACGGUAGUGAUCGGCGGCAGGACACCAUCGUCGACCUCGGAUCUGAUGAGCUACUCGACCUUCCCGGGCCUGCAGGUGAUUGAUGAUCGGUUUAUCUUUAACGAGAUGGAAAAUGUCCGAUCGAGGUUGAUGUCUGCUUCGGCGUUGGCGAAGUUGGAAAGAGGAAGAGCUGCAGAGACAGGAGGCAAGCAGAGGCGAUUUGCAUUGAAGAGACGUAACGGUCCCAAAACCGAGGACGAGGACGAGGACGAGGACAACGACGCAGAGUUGCUUUAUCCGCUGGACUUUGCGCACAAGAGUCGAUUGAGGCUAACCUGGCGGCAAAUCUAUAACACUGGGCCGGAAAUCAAUGUGUUCAAGUACAUAGCUGAGAACAGGACGUAUGAGCCGGCGUGGGAGGAGGUUGACCGAUGGAAUGAGUAUAGCUUGAUCCCGGCGUCUGUGCGCAUUGAUUACACAGACCACAAUGUGCAUUCGAUCGGCGCGAUCUGGGAAGACACGCGCAAUGCGGUCUGGGGCACAGCGCCUAUGCAGGGCCAGGAGGAUGGCCAGGAGGAUCCCAGGGAGAGGCAGUAG